AACGCAGCGUCAGUGUUGGGGUUCUGUGGAUUGAGGACGUAAGCACACAGACAGCAGACAGCUUCAUCUACUUCAGGCUACUGACGCUUAUAGCUACACCACUGUAGGUUGUUUACCCGCGGUUGUUUUUGUUUUAACAAACAUAACUAUGGACGGAAACGUUUGCAACAUUCAGGUGCUUCUUCGGGCCGCUGAGUUUCUGGAGAGAAGAGACCGAGAGGCAGAACAUGGCUAUGCUUCAGUCCUGCCUCUCAGUCCAGAUCACUCUGACAAGAGAAGCAAGCAGAAGAGUAAAAAGAUUUCUGCUGGUGGUGGCAAUAGGUCAGUUCACAACGAGCUGGAAAAAAACAGACGAGCUCAGCUGAGACACUGCAUGGAGCAGCUCAAAAUGCAAGUCCCUCUGUCAUCGGACUCGAUGAGGAACACCACGCUCAACCUGCUGAGGCGAGCCAAUCUUCACAUAAAGAAGCUGCAGGAGCAGGAUGAGCGGGCAGAGCAGCUGAAGGGUCGCCUGCGCUGGGAGCAGAGAGAGCUGCGGGUUCGGCUGGAGCAGCUGCAGAGAGGCACAGAGAGGAUGAGGAAUGACAGUCAGGGGUCGACUAUGUCGUCUGAGAGGUCGGACUCGGACAGAGAUGACGUGGAGGUUGACGUGGAGAGCAUCGUGUUCGACUGUGUGAACUCGGACGGACUGAGCAUUACACACACUGAUGCAGACCACUGUUACUCCAGCAUGGACAAAGCCUGGCUAUGACAGCAGUAAACCUACCUUAACUCGUUUUACAGUCAGGAAGAGAAGAAAAACAUUCCAAAAACAAGACAACCGAGGAGGAGGGAUAAUGGAGAAAAAUGUUACUGUAACACUGAACGCAUUUCGUUUUACAGAAGGAAUAACUUUUGACAUUAUCUUCAAAAUAUGUCAGACUACAAGCUAAAUGAUAAUGUUACGAAUGAGCUGGCUGCAUUUGCACUGAAUAGCAGUUAAAAACACUGGGCUGUGAUGGACAUUACGCAUAUACAUUUCUGCCAUCAACCAUUAAUGGCAUUUAUUUCAUAAGCCACGCCGUGUCUGUAACUUGUCAAACCGUUCCACUUAUUCAUCUUUUAAGGGCUUAUUCAUUCGUCUUUAAGGGCUUUUUAAAAUCCAAAUAAGUGCUUUUUAUUCAAACCUCUUAACUUAUUCUUUACUACACUAUGUAUAUACUGAAUUCUGCCUUAAAUCAGAUUUGGUCUAGUAUUCCACACGGCUAUUUAGCACUAAUUUCGUAUUUCAGUAAUGUCAUGUGUAGCAUGCACUUAUAUAUUAAUAUGUGCUAUGUUAGUAUUAUUGUCCUAUUAUGUAAGUUCAGUCAUGUUUGGCUCCUUUGUUGCACAAAACGUCCACACAUUGCACUUGUUUUGUCGCAAAAAGAUUAUGGGUAUAUUCAAAGUGAAAGCCGUAAACAGAAAUGGCAUGGUUAUAUUUGCACAUUGAUAUCUGGCAUUUUAGUAACUGGCAAAUAUUCAUUUGGUGUAUGUGUACACAAGUCAGUCUGUGAUCAAGUGCAAGAAGUUUGAUUCCUCUAUUAUGGAGAUAGGAAUAAAGACACGUUUUAUUCACUGCUAGCAUUAACUGGUAUGCUGAGAAGUGUUCAUUAAUCACAACUUUACACUUCAUUGCUUUUGCAUUUGUCAAUAGAAAUGCCAAUUAUGCAUGCAACGAAUGACUCGGUAAGGCAGGUAAUUUAUGCUGUAAUACAAUUGUGUAUUAUAUUCAUUGCUAUAUAUUUAAUAACUGAAGGUGCUUUUUCCACUUUUCACUUUCAUAUAUGCAAGAUGCCUUAUUUUAUUAGUAUGUAUGCAUUCAUCCCAGUAAUAUAAUGUAGCAUUUUUGUACUGGUGCAAGCUUUUUUUAUUGAAUAAAUAUUUUCUAUAUUUA
Molecule: messenger RNA, 1915 nt
Organism: Etheostoma cragini (Arkansas darter)
Lineage: Eukaryota; Metazoa; Chordata; Actinopteri; Perciformes; Percidae
Gene: mxd3
Product: MAX dimerization protein 3
Exons: 6
Coding region: 149-751 (200 amino acids)
Biological process (GO): regulation of transcription by RNA polymerase II
Molecular function (GO): DNA-binding transcription factor activity, RNA polymerase II-specific; RNA polymerase II cis-regulatory region sequence-specific DNA binding; protein dimerization activity
Source: RefSeq, a predicted model, not a curated record